AUGACAAAUGAAGUUUUUCAAAAUCUACUUGAGAUCAGCGAAGAUAGCAGUUUAAAACUCAAAUACCGUGAAGGAAGCCAAGAAGAGUUCUGGAUGCAGGUAUAUUCAGAAAAUAAUGUUGUUGGCAAGGUUGCAAUGGAAAAACUUGUGUGUUUCACAUCGACUUAUCUCUCUCCUGAAACGCAAACGCAGUCAGUGUGCAGCAUCUUAAGUGAUAUGUAUUCUUUGGGAAUGGUGAUAUGUUCAAUUUUUAAUAAUGGAAGGUCGCUUAUACAAGCCAACAACUCUACAUCGGCUUACCUUAAACAAAUCGAACUGCUGGAUGAUCAGGUUCACAACUUAAUACCAAGAAUUCCAGUGCCAAUUCAAGAGGCUGCGUCCAGGCUGGUAAGCAAAGAUCCUCGACAACGACCAACAGCACAGCUUCUCACGCUUAUCAAGUAUUUCAGUGAUCCAGCAUUGCAUGCACUCCAGUUCCUUGACGUAAUUAAUAUGAAAGAUCCUACUCAGAAAUCACAUUUCUAUAGGAUAGCUCUUAAAGAUGCUCUACCAUAUAUCCCCAAGAAAAUGUGGUAUCAAACCGUUUGGCCUUGUUUGCAACAGGAAAUGAGAACUCAAGAGGUAUUGGCAGCUGUGCUGCAAUCUGUUGUGUAUUUUGUGCAGGAAGCUACUGCCGAUGAAUACGAGUCCAUUAUUCUUCCGUCCUUAAGAAAUGUAUUUGCGGCACCAAAAACGGUCCAAGCAACCGUGACGCUUUUAGAGAGUCUGCAUAUAAUUUUAGAGAAAACCCCAAGAGAAGAGAUUCGAGCUGAGAUUUUACCAUUACUUUACAAUGCUUUCGAUAGCACAACCAUACAAGUGCAGAGUGCUGCCCUUCUAGCAGUGACCAACGUAGCGGAAUUCCUAGAUGACAAUGCAAUAAAGAAAAUGAUUCUACCAAAAACCAAAGCAAUAUACGAAAAGAAUCAAACUGACUCGAAGCUGAUUUCAAACGUGCUGUGUUGUGUCGAAAGGAUUUUGGAUCGACUAGACAAAACACAGAUAAUCGACGAGGUGCUGCCUCUUCUGUAUGAUAUAAGACUUUCCGAUCCCCAGAUUACUCUGAGGGUAGUACAUAUCUAUCGACUGAUGCUGACUGAUAAAAGAUACGGACUUUCAAUCAACCUAAUGGCUACCAAAGUAAUGCCUUCUCUGUUACCUCAAACAGUGAACCCCUCGCUUAACUUGGAACAGUUCACGAUACUAAUUGAAGUCCUCCAGGAUAUGUUGGACCAGAUCGAUCGCAAUCAGAGAAAUAAGCUCAAACUGGACAAUCUUUCGCUGCCGAGCCCCGAGAGGCACAGGCCGCUUAGACACCAAUAUAGUUCGGAUAAUAUGCAUGUGCCGCCUUUCAAUAUACCCAAUCUGCGAAUUGAACAGAGAAAGACUUCAAGUGCUGAGGAUAUGGCUAGGAAAAACUCGACAGGAGGAGUGCUAGGAAGUUGGUGGUUUGGAGGUUCCCCCUCCUCACCGGACAGCAACUUCCUUCGAGUAGUCAACGCUUUUCCGAAUCGACGACUCUCCGACAAUACUCUGAUGACACCAAAAAUACGGGUAGCCCCAUCGUGUGCUUCCUCACCAGGGGGUACGCCUGGAGGGGGCCUGCCUAUUAGACGGCAUUCCAGUAUAGGUCCCCAAGAACGAAGAGGGUCGACAGUAAACUUAUCGCCACCAACGGUAAGUUUCUAUUUUAUAUUUUAUAUAUUGUCUUUAGAUGAUAGGUUUAGAUUUAUGAAGGAUGGUGAAUAA
Molecule: messenger RNA, 1788 nt
Organism: Diabrotica virgifera virgifera (western corn rootworm)
Lineage: Eukaryota; Metazoa; Arthropoda; Insecta; Coleoptera; Chrysomelidae
Gene: bma
Product: SCY1-like protein 2
Exons: 9
Coding region: 1-1788 (595 amino acids)
Biological process (GO): protein phosphorylation
Molecular function (GO): protein kinase activity; ATP binding
Source: RefSeq, a predicted model, not a curated record